AUGUAUCGACUGCUUAUUUUUCUUCUGUCUAUUUUAUUUAUCAAUAAAGCACAUGUGCAUGCAAUUUCGACACAUGAAAUUUUGGUAGAUAAAAGAAUUGAAUUUAGAAACAAUGCAAAACUGGUUAUUAAUGAAUCAUAUUUAGUGGACAAAAAUGAUAAAUUGUUGGGUAAUUCAUUGAGAACAUACAAAUAUUAUUUGGUAAAAGGCACAACUGAAUUUAGGGCUAUUUUCAUUUUUGACGAUUUAAAUAUGUAUAAAGCCACAGAAUUAGGAAUAAAUAAAGAGCAACAUGAGGUGGAUAUCUUAAACAUAGAAAACAACAUGAAUAAUAUCUACCCCCUGGAUGAAAUGAGCACAUUUAAUGAAGUCCUAUACAGAGAAAAGAAAAUGUUCACAUUAGAAACUGAGUAUUCAACCACUACUUAUGUGUUAGCUAAAUUUGUCUUUAAUGUAAAUGUGGAAGAAGAAAAUGAAGAGGACAUUAUGUCUCUUUUGAUUGAAGUUGAACUGAAUAUGAAAAAAAAAAAAUUGGACAUAGUUAAGGAAGAGGGCGAUGAUAAUGAUGCACAUCAUGUGGAUAAUAACAGUUAUACAGAUAGGCAGAUGAACCAUUCCAAUACAGUAGAACUAUACAAAAAGAAACAGCCACAAGUUUUUACACAAUUUAUUGGACUGUUAGUAAGUAUAGCAUCUAUAGUUACAUCCAUCUCGGGUGCCAUUUCAGCUGUUGCACCAGUUUUUUCAGGCGCCUCCAGUCCAUCUCCCCCCGAAUUUUUAGGAAAUGAAGCCUCGAGUUUGCCUACGUACAAAGAGAGAAUGGUUGAGAAAAGUGAAACCUACAAUCAAAUGAAAAAUAAAAAAACUGAAAACAGGAAGCACUAUUUUGACGACUACUAUGGUGACGAAUAUUAUGAUGACGAGUAUUACGAUGACGAAUAUUAUGAUGACGAAUAUUACGAUGGUGAAUAUUACGAUGGCGAAUAUUACGAUGGCGAAUAUUACGAUGGCGAAUAUUACGAUGGAGAGAAUUAUAACGAGGGCUAUUACGAUCGUGGGUACUAA
Molecule: messenger RNA, 1065 nt
Organism: Plasmodium gonderi
Lineage: Eukaryota; Apicomplexa; Aconoidasida; Haemosporida; Plasmodiidae
Exons: 1
Coding region: 1-1065 (354 amino acids)
Source: RefSeq, a predicted model, not a curated record